CUCGAGACGGCACUCGGGACGCGCACUGAUCCUACUGGGGAAGGAGUCCAGCGCCUCUGGCAGCGGUUCAUCGACGGUGCCCUGUGGCCGAAAGGACCUCUGCAUCCGACUCACUACCUGGUGGUCAAGGCCAGAGCCGAGCUUCUAAACAUGGCCAACCCCACGAGUCCACCCAAGCAGCCGGCUGAAACCCUCAGGCAGGCAGGGUACCUGGUCGAGCACUGCAAAAAACUUGUGGACGUUGUAGUUUCUCUCUACCCACCUCUCCAUAGCUACACAUGUUCUGUCAAAAUAUUCCUCUUCUUGUUCACCUUGCGGAAAUUGGACCUGCAGCGACAUGGACUCCCUGGCAAUCAGAGGAUCGUAAGUUCUGCGAUUGAAAAGCUAAAGGAAGAAUUGUCUGCUCUUCUUGCUGAAAUUCGCUGCAGUGCAUUCGAGCCACUUGAGCUGACGACUUUGGAAAACCUGAAAUUGUACGUGUGAAUAAUUUUUCUCUUUGUUCUUGUAAAUUAAUAGAUCUGCUUCUAAAUUUAUUUUGAUGAAAAAAAGCAGAUGAUUUGUAUGUAAGAAUUUUGUGAUGUUGUAUGCGCUAUAUAAAAGUUGUUGCUUUUGAAAUGGGAAUGGGGUUUCUUCUCUAAAACACGCCUGUUAAGCGGUUAGAAUUAUCAUGGAAGAAUACACCCAACCCCUAUUUGUUCUUUAAAAAUUCUUAUUGAGACGCGGUUUAUUUGUACAUUAAAACACUCUCUCAAUAAAAAGUUAUGCCGUAAUUUUCAA
Messenger RNA from Frankliniella occidentalis (western flower thrips), 777 nucleotides. RefSeq lists its product as uncharacterized. Lineage: Eukaryota; Metazoa; Arthropoda; Insecta; Thysanoptera; Thripidae. The transcript has 3 exons. Bases 151 to 483 code for a protein of 110 amino acids. The record is from RefSeq and is a predicted model, not a curated record.